CGAGCCCCUUGUCGCGCCCAGCGCCUACCCUGGCAGCCUCCCGUCCCGCCGGCCUCUCCCCUCGUAACCCCUUUGUGCCGCGCGGAGCCUCUGCCCCUGGCGCCACCUUCACCCAUCCGGUUCCCUCGACGCCGGAGCGCCCACCUGCCUCAAGGCCGAGCUCCUCGCGAAGACCCGCCUCAGCGGCCAGGCCAUGGGCACCUACACCUACACCAGCCAGCCGCGGGCCCUGCCCUGCCAGCGCCGCCGGUACCGGGACAACCUGCUGCAGCCAGAUGACGAACCUAUGCGUUUCGGGAACAUCAUGUAUGACAGACGGGUGAUCCGAGGCAACACGUAUGCCCUGCAGACGCUGCCACUGGCGGGGCAGCAGGACCCACUGGAACUGCAGAGGCUGCAGCAGGCGAAGAGGAGGGCCCUGGCCAGGAAGCGCGCACGAGAGCAGUUCCGGCCUCGCACGCCCGAGCCAGUGGAAGGCAGGAAGCAUGUGGACGUGCAAACAGAAUUAUACCUUGAAGAAAUCGCUGACCGCAUAAUAGAAGUUGAUAUGGAAUGCCAAACCGAUGCAUUUUUGGACAGACCACCGACACCACUCUUUAUUCCUGCCAAAACUGGCAAGGAUGUGGCCACUGAAAUUCUGGAAGGAGAGCUCUUCGACUUUGAUCUGGAAGUCAGGCCGAUGCUGGAAGUGCUGGUGGGGAAGACCAUCGAGCAGGCCCUCCUGGAAGUCAUGGAGGAGGAGGAACUGGCCAACCUGCAGGCCAGUCAGAACGCCUACGAGGAGCUCCGCAGCAUCGAGCUGGCCGAAGUGCAACGCCUGGAGGAGCAGGAGAGGCGGCACCGGGAAGAAAAGGAGCGCCGGAAGCAGCAGCAGUGGGAAGUCACCCACAAGCACAAUGAAACUGCGCAAAAGAUCGCCGCCCAGGCCUUUGCCCAGCGCUACCUGGCCGACCUCCUCCCGUCGGUGUUCGGCAGUCUCAGAGACGGCGGCUACUUCUAUGACCCCAUCCAAAGAGAUAUCGAGAUGGGAUUUCUUCCCUGGCUGCUGAAUGAAGUUGACAAAACCGUGGAACACAGCAUGUUGGGCAGGACAGUGCUUGACAUGCUGAUCCGUGAGGUGGUUGAGAGGAGACUGGACAUGUUCGAGCAUAAGUACCCGACCCCGGGAAACCGGAGCUGGCAGGGCAGCUCUGGAGCCAUGGCAGGGUCUGUGGGACCGUACGAGUUUCAAGCACCAGGCACCUCACCAACCCAGAACUCCUUCCUGGCCAAAGACUACCAGUCUAGACCAACCCCCGACAGAAGGUCCUUGGAGAGAGGGCUGUCUCAGGAUGGAAGAGGGGUGGAGGAAGGAGACCCCACUGGGCAGAGCACCGACACAGGCGUGAAGCAGACGGCAGAGCUGCCAGACGUCUGGAACUCCGCGCAGCCGUGAAGCCCGUCAGCAGCCAAGUGGACGGUGCAAACAGAGGAUGGCACAUGAGUCCCUCCACACAGGGAAAUUAUGUCGGAUUUAGUCAGCACAUCAGCAUACGGCGGACGGGGCAAGUUGGGUGUGAUGAAAUCCUAAAACUAAUAAUAAAACAAAGACUUCACGUAAACACUGA
Molecule: messenger RNA, 1607 nt
Organism: Echinops telfairi (small Madagascar hedgehog)
Lineage: Eukaryota; Metazoa; Chordata; Mammalia; Afrosoricida; Tenrecidae
Gene: RSPH3
Product: radial spoke head 3
Exons: 8
Coding region: 194-1435 (413 amino acids)
Cellular component (GO): cilium
Source: RefSeq, a predicted model, not a curated record